Messenger RNA from Morus notabilis, 1083 nucleotides. RefSeq lists its product as uncharacterized. The coding region runs from base 1 to 1083 and encodes 360 amino acids. The record is from RefSeq and is a predicted model, not a curated record. Lineage: Eukaryota; Viridiplantae; Streptophyta; Magnoliopsida; Rosales; Moraceae. The transcript has 5 exons.
AUGGAGGUUGAAAAGAACAUGGCGUCUUUUCUCAAUCUGAAUUCCAACUUGAUCGAUUCAAUGAUCGCCUAUGUGAUUGAUCCGAAAUUGGAGCCAUUUUCGGAACCAAAAGAGGAUGAUUCUGAUGAAUUGAAGGCUGUAAGGAAGAAGCGUGAAGAUGAUGAAGUCAUGUGCCGGGGUCAUAUUCUCAACACUCUCUCUGAUAGGCUCUAUGAUCUCUACAACUCGAUGGAGUCUCCAGUGGAGAUUUGGAACGCUCUUGAAUACAAAUACAAAACUGAGAAAGAAGUGGGGGCAAUUAUUGCUAAAUUGCCUCAAAGUUGUAAUGGUUAUAGAAAGAAACUCCUUCAUAGGAGAAAUGACAUAACUUUGAAGGAAUUACAAAAACACUUGAGGAUCGAAGAAGAGACUAAGUCUCGUGAUCCCAAUGGCAAGAUUAUAGAUUUCUCUAAGGUUAAAGUUGCCGAAGCUAGCCAUUACCAAAAUGACUGCAGAUACAAGAAGAAAAAGGAAGAAGUUAACACCAACAAAGCCAAUACUGUUGAAGAAAAAUCCGAAGACAUAUGCGCUAUGGUAUCAGAGAUGCAAAUUGACAUGAUUAUUGCACCUAACAUGGCUGCAACUAAAUUCUCCGAAUGGUGGCUUGAUUCCAGUGCCACAAUCGACGUUUGUAAUGACAAGAAAUUGUUCUCAUCAUACAAAGUGGAAAAGGAAGGACAAACGGUUCUCAUGGGGAAUAAUGAUGCAUCGAUGGUUGCCGGGAGAGGUGUGGUUGAGAUCAACUUUACUUUUGGAAAGAAACUUAUUUUGAACAAUGUUCUUCAUGUUCCUGAUAUUAGGAAAAAUCUUGUAUAUGCUAGUCUAAUGUGUAAGAAUGGGCUUCAGAUUAUACUUGAGGGCAAUAAUUGUAUUGUAUCUAAGAAUGAGGAGAUAGAAAUGGUGUACUUAAUAAAAAUACCAUUGUUGCUUAAUGUAGAAGAAGAUCCAAAGACAUUUAGUGAAGCUAUGUCUUCAAAGGAUGCCUCCUUUUGGAGAAAGGCCGUGAAUGAUGAAAUGAAUUCAAUUAUGUCGAAUCAAACUUGA